Messenger RNA from Neurospora hispaniola, 366 nucleotides. RefSeq lists its product as uncharacterized. The record is from RefSeq and is a predicted model, not a curated record. The coding region runs from base 40 to 285 and encodes 81 amino acids. The transcript has 2 exons. Lineage: Eukaryota; Fungi; Ascomycota; Sordariomycetes; Sordariales; Sordariaceae.
CUCGCCUUUUCCAGGUGGCAGAAUAGGCACUGAACUGACAUGUCGCAGCUAAGCCACUUGGGAUUGGCCGGAUUACUUAGAAAAACAGCACAGGUUGCCAGGUCUGAGGAGGAGCUGGUAUGGAAGAACUCUCUGGCGCUGAGCGGAUUGAGUAUUCGGUGCGCUGAUGGCGCUUGGCUGCUGAGUAGGCGUAUCAACAACAGGCUGGGCUGUAAGAGGUGUCUGGUUCUGUGUUAUCGCUCGGUUCUCCGUGAGGUGUUGUCGGUGAUGGUGGCUGUUUGGUAAUUCGACGGUUCGGGGCUGUAGGUGGUCUACCGUUUGGUCGACAAAGUGAAGGGCGUGAAGUCACUCGUUCAAUACUCCGAC